CCCCCCUGCGAACACAAAAGAAGAGAAAGAGUGAGAGCAAAAAAAAAAAUGAAUAGCGGAUGAUCUCGAUCCGAGUCAGAAACUGCAUGCAUUGCAUAGUGAACCAGUAAACGAUGCUGGUCGCAGCUGGUGCAUUGGCCUUCACGGCACUCCUCCUCGUUUAUAUCUAUUAUAAAGAUGCUCAUCGGUAUUGGGAGAGACGCGGCGUCGCGACGUUCGAACCGCGUUUCCCGUUCGGCAACGUCUUCACCAUCGUCUUCCGCAAGAACAGCAUCAACGAUAAGGUGUGCGAGCUGUACAGGACGAUGAAAGCCGCAGGUCACCGAUACGCGGGUCUUUACUUCUUCAGUCGCAAAGUCCUCGUGAUCCUGGACCCGCAACUGGUCAAGUGCGUCCUCUCCAAGGACUUCAGCUAUUUCAACGAUCGCGGAAUUCACUACGACGAGAUCAACGACCCGCUUAGUGCUCACCUGUUCUCCCUUUCCGGCGGAAAGUGGAAAACGCUGAGAACCAAGUUGACGCCCGCUUUCACCGCUGGAAAAACGAAAUUCAUGUUCGAACCCAUGCUCCACUGCACCGAGCAGAUGGCUACGGUGAUUGGGGAGCAACUCGCGAUUUCCUCGACGGUGGAAAUCAAAGAUAUCUUAGCGAGAUUCACAACCGAUGUCAUCGGCUGUUGCGCCUUCGGCAUCGACUGCAACAGCUUGAGUAAUCCGGACGCGGAAUUCCGCCGAAUGGGACGGAGGGCUUUCACUCAAACACCUAUGGACACUCUGAAAAUGGUUGUGAUCCGUAGCUUUCCGCAAUUAGCGAAAAUAUUUCAGCUCGGGGUGUUCGCGAAAUCUGUUUCGGAUUUCUUCCAAAGCGUCGUAGAAGAUACCGUUAGAUACAGGAAAGAUAACAGCGUGGAGCGCAACGACUUCCUGCAGCUAUUAAUGCAGAUGAUGAGCAAGGAAGGGGCGGAAGCUCUAACUAUGAACGAGGCCGCAGCGCAAGCAUUCAUCUUUUUCCUAGCAGGAUUCGAAACUACCUCUACUACAAUAAGCUUUGCUCUGAUGGAGAUGUCCAUGAACCCGACGAUUCGUAACCAAGCACGUAGCGAAUUAUUGCGAGUAUUGGAAGAGCACGAUAACAAAAUCACCUACGAAACCGUUAGCGAUCUACGAUACAUGGAAUCUAUAGUUCUAGAAUCUUUGAGGAAGUAUCCGCCUGCUCCCGUCUUCCUGAGGAAGUGCACCAAGUCCUACAAGAUACCCGACAGCGAUGUGAUCAUCGAGGAGGGUCUAUCAGUGCUGAUACCGGCAAUGGCAUUGCACAUGGAUCCCGAGUAUCAUCCGGACCCAGAAAUCUUUGACCCCAAUCGUUUCGCUAAUAAAUUAAAGGAUUACGCCUACAUACCGUUCGGUGACGGUCCUAGGAUUUGCAUUGGAAUGCGUUUCGCAAUGGUACUGGCCAAAUUAGCGUUAGCAGUGAUUUUGCAAAGAUUUGAUUUCGAACUUAGCGCUAAGACAAAGCUACCGCUCGAGAUGGAGAAGAAAGGAAUCGUGUUAGCGCCUAUCGGCGGUAUUUGGUUGGAAUUUAGCGCUGCUUAAAUUUUGGCGUUUACCUUCGCUGACAUCUCUAGGAUGGCUAUCUUCCUUUCCUGCGCUUCCAGCUUCUCCUGC
This is a messenger RNA of Nicrophorus vespilloides, 1664 nucleotides long. Its product is annotated as probable cytochrome P450 6a13. The transcript is spliced from 3 exons. The coding region runs from base 114 to 1592 and encodes 492 amino acids. NCBI's taxonomy places the organism in Eukaryota, Metazoa, Arthropoda, Insecta, Coleoptera, Silphidae. The record is from RefSeq and is a predicted model, not a curated record. Gene Ontology annotation, molecular function: heme binding; iron ion binding; monooxygenase activity.